AUUUUCACCGCCCGCAUAAAAAUUCAGUUGAAAUUUCCCCUCCAUAAACCCGUAAGACAUCCCUCCAUACUUCUUCCCCCGAACUAUUUCCUCUUCCUCUGGACAACCCUUUUCUUCCACACAAUAUCAACCCUUCCUGUGGAUUCGUUCAGUUGAACAUAAACUCUUACAAUGGCGGAAGAAGUUUACGAUGGUGCCAUCGGCAUCGAUCUGGGUACCACAUACUCUUGUGUCGCCAUAUACGAGGGUAACAAUGUCGAGAUCAUUGCCAACGAGCAGGGUUCUUUCACCACUCCCUCAUAUGUCUCCUUCAACGAGAAGGAGCGAUUAAUUGGUGAAGCCGCCAAGAACCAGGCCGCCAUGAACCCCCGAAACACGGUCUUCGAUGUCAAGCGUUUGAUUGGCCGACCUUUUAACGACCCCAUCGUCAAAAAGGAUAUCGAAUCAUGGCCCUUCAAGGUCGUCGAGCAGGGCGCCAACCCUCUCGUCCAGGUCGAGUAUCUAGGAGAGACCAAGACUUUCUCUCCCCAGGAAAUCUCUGCUAUGGUCCUUACCAAGAUGAAGGAGAUUGCCGAAGUUAAGCUCGGCAAGAAGAUUGAGAAGGCGGUCAUCACUGUCCCCGCCUACUUCAAUGACAACCAGCGUCAAGCCACUAAGGAUGCUGGUUCCAUCUCUGGACUAAACGUCCUCCGUAUUAUCAACGAGCCUACUGCUGCCGCUAUCGCUUAUGGCUUGGGCUCCAACAAGAGCAACAAGGAGCGUAAUGUCCUCAUCUACGAUCUUGGUGGUGGUACUUUCGAUGUAUCUCUCCUCAACAUCCAGGGCGGUGUUUUCACCGUUAAGGCUACCGCCGGUGAUACCCAUCUUGGUGGCCAAGAUUUCGAUACCAACCUUUUGGACCACUGCAAGAAGGAGUUCCAGCGCAAGACCAAGAAGGAUAUCUCCGGUGACCCGCGUGCUCUCCGAAGACUCCGAACUGCUUGCGAGCGUGCCAAGCGAACUCUUUCCAACGGUGCCCAAACUACCAUUGAGAUCGAUUCGCUCUUUGAUGGCGACGAUUUCUUCCUCCAGAUCACCCGUGCUCGUUUCGAGGACCUGAACGCUAAGGCGUUCAACGGUACCUUGGAGCCUGUCGCUCAGGUUCUGAAGGAUGCCGCCGUCGAGAAGAGCGCUGUCGACGAGAUCGUGCUCGUUGGUGGUUCUACCCGUAUUCCCAAGAUCCAGAAGCUCCUCAGUGACUUCUUUGAUGGCAAGAAGCUUGAGAAGAGCAUCAACCCCGACGAGGCUGUCGCCUACGGUGCUGCUGUUCAGGCCGGUAUUCUUUCCGGCAAGGCUACCUCUGCUGAUACCUCAGACCUCCUCUUGUUGGAUGUCGUUCCUCUUUCCCUCGGUGUUGCUAUGGAGGGUAACAUCUUCGCUCCUGUCGUUACUCGGGGUCAAACCGUCCCUACUAUCAAGAAGCGUACUUUCACCACUGUUGCCGAUAACCAACAGACUGUCCAGUUCCCCGUGUACCAGGGUGAGCGUGUCAACUGCGAGGACAACACCUCUUUGGGAGAGUUCACCUUAGCACCUAUCCCCCCUAUGCGUGCCGGCGAGGCCGUCCUAGAGGUCGUCUUCGAGGUCGACGUCAACGGUAUCCUGAAGGUCACUGCUACAGAAAAGACCUCCGGCCGCAGUGCCAACAUCACCAUCUCCAACUCUGUUGGUAAACUCUCAUCCACUGAGAUUGAGAGCAUGAUCAACGAUGCCGAGAAGUUCAAGAACAGCGACGAGGCCUUCAGCAAGCGAUUCGAGGCGAAACAGCAACUUGAGUCGUACAUCAGCCGUGUCGAGGAGAUCAUCUCCGACCCGACUAUGUCUCUCAAGUUCAAGCGUGGCCAGAAGGACAAGAUCGAGCAGUCCCUCAGCGACGCUAUGGCUCAGCUUGAGAUUGAGGACUCCAACGCCGAUGACUUGAAGAAGAAGGAGCUUGCCCUGAAGAGACUGGUCACCAAGGCCAUGUCCUCCCGAUAAAUGCUUCUCUCUUCAUUUGGCGAAUAUAGGUCAUGGAUUAUAGAUGGGCGGGCGGCUAGGUUCCCUUAAGUCUUGUGGGUGACCUUGAUGCCCAUCUACGCGAAGGAUUGGGAUUGGCAUCUCAAAGGGGAAGGGAACGUCUCGUUUAGUACUGCGA
Molecule: messenger RNA, 2173 nt
Organism: Annulohypoxylon maeteangense
Lineage: Eukaryota; Fungi; Ascomycota; Sordariomycetes; Xylariales; Hypoxylaceae
Product: hsp70-like protein
Exons: 5
Coding region: 172-2016 (614 amino acids)
Biological process (GO): vesicle-mediated transport; cellular response to unfolded protein; protein refolding
Cellular component (GO): nucleus; cytoplasm; cytosol
Molecular function (GO): heat shock protein binding; ATP-dependent protein folding chaperone; misfolded protein binding
Source: RefSeq, a predicted model, not a curated record